AUGAGCAACGGCAACGCAGACCCGCCAGCCGUCAAGGGCAAGGCGCGAGCGUCCGACGCCUUUGACCGCUCCAACGACCUCGAGACGGCCCCACUGCUCGCCUCGACCCCGUCGUCCUCGCCCGCCGCAGCACACCAGAGCCGCCUCCGCCACGGCCGCGGUCCGCUCGUAAACGACGACUCGGACGACGAGCGCGACCGCUCGACGGCCAACGGCACCGCCAACCACCUCGGCGGCAACCACGACGACGACGACGACGACGACGACGACGGCAUGCGCCUCGUCUCGAUCCGCCGCCCCUCAUCGUCGUCCCACGCCCGAGGGUGGACCGUCGGCUCGGUCCUGUGCCUCCUGUCGAGCAUCCUCUUCGUCACCCUCCUCGUCGUCCUCGCCGUCCUCCACCUCUGGGUCGGCCGCCUCCUCUCCGAGCAGACCCGCCACGGCGACCCGCAACAGAUGGCCGAGCGCGGCCUCCUGUGGGCAGGGCCCUCGGCCGUCCGCGUGCGCGCCAACGAGGCCGGCGCGGGCAUCCUCGUCGAGCUCGACGCCGUCGCCGGCAUCGACGUCCGCCGCGCGCUCGACUGGGAGCGCAAGGACGACGGCGGCUGGAUCCGCCGCGCCGAGGGCCGCAUGGCCCGGUGGGGCGUGCGCAAGGCGCGCUCCGUCUCGGUCAACGUCGGCGAGGUCGCCAUCUACGACGCGCGCGACGGCUUCGACAGCGACCAGCCCCUCGUCGUCGUCCCCUCGCUCGAAACCCUCACCCUCCCGCUCUCGUACCCGACAAAGGCCAACCCGGUCCCCGACAUGCACCCCUUCACCCUCCACGUCCCGCUCGACUUUCCCUCGCCCGCCGACCUCGCCCGCUUUGGCCAGGCCGUGUGGGACGCAAAGACGUACGCCGUCCGCGCCGAGAUCCGCGAGGUCGUCGCCCACGUCGGCGCGCCGCACACCCGAGGCGUUGCAGGGUGGUUCCUCCGUCGCAUGAAGGCGACGAGGGUGACGGGCCUGGCUCGAGUCGUCGGUGGCGAGAUCCCCGACAUGCCUAUUCCCGACGACCCCGACAAGCUCGCCAACGUGACCUCGAUCAGCGUCUUCGAGACGGCGUCGCCCGCGCACCCGAACACGACCGUCAUCGCCUUUGCCGCCUCGGCCCUCGUCGCCAACCCGCUCCUCGACGCCAUCCAUGACGGUCGACUGCCCGCCAUCGCGUUCGGCAUGCCGUUCCGCGUCCCCGUCUCGAUCCACCUCCCGCUCCCGCCGCUCCCUCAAGGGCAGCGCUCGCCGCACGACCCGCACGAGAUCGCCCUCGCCAAGGUCGCUAUGGCGCCCAUCUCGUUCCCGCUCGGCAGCGAGUCGGCCCAGCUCGACGUCUCGGGCCACCUCGUCCCGGCGGGCAACCUCACGCCGUCGGCGCCGACCCCUCCUCCGCCGACCUCGCUCGACCUCUCGUCCUCGUCGCGGCGCCAGACGACCCGCAAGGCCGAGCCGCAGCCUCCCUUGUCGCGUGCCCUGUCGCGGUUCGUCGCUCGGUACCUCGCCGGCCGCGACAACGACGUGUUCGUGCGGUACGACGCGCACCCGGAGCCGCCGCUGUCGGACGACCCGAGCCCGGACGCGCCUUUCCCGCCGGCGUUCGUCGCCGACCUCGUGCGCGGCAAGGAGCUGCACGUGCGCGUGCCCGGCACCAACGAGACGCCCGAGCUGUUCCGCGACCUGCGCAUGGAGGACAUGCGCAUCAAGCUGGGCGGCGGCGACACCGACGCCGACCUGCUCGCGAGCGGCAAGGUCGUCGGCGAGGUCGUCAUGCCCGACAUUGCGGCCAAGCUCGCCGCCGGGCUCGACGCCCAGUGGAUCUGGCCCGACGUCCUCGUGUACGACGGCGACUUGCCGCGUCGGGCGCAGCAGGCGGCCCUCGUCGACGCGCCGAGCUCGUCGCUCGCCAAGCGUGCCCAGCUCGCCUUUGUCGACUCGUCGGCGCCGUCGUCGGCUUUCGGCGUGUCGCAUUCGGGCGACGACGACGAGCUCGACGCUCUCGGCGGCAGCGACCCGGCCGACUACCCGCCGUCGCCCGUCCCGGCCAACGCCUUUGCGCGCAUGCGCCCCUCGUCGGCCAUGGCCGCCGAGACGAUCCACACGCCCGCCAACGCGACCCACAACGCGACGACGUUUGUCGUCGCCACGUUCGUCGACGCGCCGCUGUACCUCCUCCCCGGUCGAGGCGACGUCCUGCGCCGGUUUGUCGCCAAGAUCAUCUUUGGCGGCAGCGGCAACAAGGUCAAGGCGAGCAUGGCCGGCAUCACGAGCGUGCGCAUCGCCCUGAGCGGGUUCGGCGAGGUCGAGCUCGAGGAGAUUCCGAUCGAGGCCAGCUUCAUGGUCGGCCGUGGCGGUAUCGAGAACCCGCCGGCCUUGGCUGCUCGGUUCCUCGGCCUCACCUCGUCCUCCUCGAGCGACGACGACGCUUGACGUCGCUCCUCUGCCCCUGUACAUUCCCUCGAGCACCCCUUCCCCUCUGUCUACAUGUCUCCCUCUUUCCCUCUCUGUGUAGAACUCUGUGUCGCGCCGGCUUGCUGUACUCUCGCCUCCUGUCCAUCGUC
This is a messenger RNA of Rhodotorula graminis WP1, 2594 nucleotides long. RefSeq lists its product as uncharacterized. Lineage: Eukaryota; Fungi; Basidiomycota; Microbotryomycetes; Sporidiobolales; Sporidiobolaceae. The record is from RefSeq and is a predicted model, not a curated record. Bases 1 to 2463 code for a protein of 820 amino acids. The transcript has 3 exons.